UGUCACGUGAUUGCGAGCAAACGUCUGCCUGGGUGAGGCCGUCGAGGCCGUCUGUCUCUAUCGCCACCAUGCCCGACCGCGGUUGUCUGGCUCUCCACCGAGUGUGCGACUCGGUGAGCGGCGUGAAUUGGCGCCCGACGCGCUUCGUUGACGAGUUGACGUUGAACCAUUACGCCUGCUGCGUCUGCCAGGUGAUUCCAAGCACGACGGUCCUGCUGCCCUGUUCACACGCCCUGUGCGAGCAGUGCCGGGCAGGCUCUGUCGACAAAGAUGGCGGAAGCGUCUGCCCCCUGGACGGAGAACCCUUCCGCGAAGACGAGUGCCAGAAGUUCCAGCUUCCGGAGAGGAAGAAGCAGAAGUUGAAGGCCCACUGCUGGAACGAAGCCCACGGCUGCGAUUUCGUCGGCCCCCUGGCGGCACUGUUGGGACACUUCGAGGCAGAGUGCGCCUUCCACACUUCUCCCUGUCAACGUUGCGGGGAAAACGUUCCCAACGCUAAGCUGGCCGGCCACUACAUUGACGGGUGUAGUACUAACAACUUUUCAUCUGAGACACUCGUUGAGUCUUCUACACGAGGUGAAGCCGCCGCCUCCUCCUCUGCUACCGGGGACAUCACUGCGACUGCACAAGGGAUCGAGGGCAAAGCAGAGUACCGCUACGAAGACGAAAUCCCGGCGCUACAGAGCCAAGUGAACGAACUCACGGAGGCUGCAAGAACCCAAGGUGCUCAGCUGCAGGAGUUAAACGGCACACUGGCGCUUAGCCUCGAGACUCUGAAUGCCAGCGUGGUUGCGGCCGCCGCGAAAUUCUCGGACGCCAUCGGCGAAGCCUCGCAGCUGCAUCAACGCAUUCUCGCUUCGAGAGAGGAGGAAAGUUCUCGGGCACAUGAGGCUGGGGCGACUGCAAGCGCAAGCUGUUCGGGCGCAAAGUCGCCAAGGUGGAAUGAGGCGACGGACAUUCUUCAAAAUAUGGAAGUCCUCGCUGCCCAGUCUCUGUGGUGCCUCCAACGCCUACUCAUAGCACACCACGAGCCAUGGAACAUUCCGGCAGCUCGGUCAUCUAGGGUGUCGCAAAGGAGAGAAAAGCGCACGUCUUUCCGGGAGAGCACCUGUACGCUUCGUUGCGCAAACGCUAACGAAAUUGUUUAUCUCGUGGUUAUAAAGGACUUCGAGGUACUGGAAAGAUUCCACAGCAAUACAGUAACCUGUCGGUUGCGUCAUCGACAUGCGUGGUGCAGAGUCACUUUCGGUAUAUUGGGAAAGAACGAGGGAAGACGAAAAUGGGGUCUUAGAUUAGAUUGGGACAAUAGUUGUGCAGAGAGCAGCUGCUUGCCGCACGUCGUUAAUGUAUCGGAAACGAGCGUGCCGUCUGUUCCUUGCUGUUUGAAACGAGAAGAAGCAGAAUGCGACGCGCAGACGCAAGUUUUCUAUUACGAUAUUUCCUUGAAAAUUAUGCCGUACAGGAAGGUUAGAUUUGAAAUCGUCAUACACGACUGCGAGUGAAGUCGCUUGGCUCAUCCCAUGACGCUUCGGAACCUAUUCCACAGUGCAGUCUUGCCGUGUGAAGCUAGAAACCAACUCUUGUAUUUUGUGGGGUAUUGUGGAAUGUAGUGCUGUUUACCUUUUUCAGAGGGAGAAAGAGAGAAUUGGUAUUUGUUGGUAUAUCACUGAAGAACGCUUUCAUAUUCAAGAGACUUCGCCGUUAUACCUGCAAUCUGACCGUUUUCGUUUUAUUUUCGAAAUAUUGCGAAUAAAGUUCCAGAGCCGCCUUUUAUUGAUCCAGUAUGAACAGCCGGGAGAGUUGAGCGUGUAAUUUCUCUUGCAGCGAACCUGUUAAAGCAGUACUAGCACAAAAAGUUUGGAAUUUGUCCUUUCCGUUGUAGUAAGUCGCUAAUGUCUAACUAAUGCUUGAGGUGGCCGAUUACGUUCAGGUGUGGACCCCUUCAAACCAACCGCUUUUCCCACGUGGCAACCCUGUCGGUACGACCGAUUUACUUUCAGCAGCUGCCGAUAGGCAGCGACACAAGUGUAUGCCUGUGCGACAUUGUCAACAGCGGGCUUCCCCCAUAAUACAAUGAGGGCUCCUCCUUCUAGCCCACUGCACCCCUACGCAAAGGCUAAUUCUCAUAUCUUUUUCUCACAACAUAGGCAACAGCGCCUAGUGUUAUAUUCAACCAUCCGAACAAUACAAUGGAAUCUUGCUCCAACUUUGCAGUAAAAAGAAAGAGCGGAGUGAGGCGUUCUAUUGCAUUUUCCACGCAAUGUGCCGGAAAAAGCGGUAAUGAAACGACCUCCGUUCGUCGGGGGGGGGCGACGCGUCUGUAAUCGCGGCCGUUGCCAGAGUACGCGAGGCCUCGAGCUCGCUUCUUUCCGACGCCGCCCCGGAUGCGAGAGCCGCUGGGGACCUUCUCCGUGGCGUCGCCGCCGCUAGAGACGGCUUUCAAAAGUUCCUAGUAGCCAGACCAGCUCCGGGCCGUCCGGCAAGCCGAAGAUGCCGCCCGAGUCCAAGGACUUAACAAAAAGGACCUUAACAAAAACUGCCGGACCAUUCAUUAAUAAAGUUUCUUCUUGUACGCAAUAGGUGGUAAACGCACGAUACGAACAGCGUCCCACCACGGGCGACAACUGAGAAACACUGGCAGCACAUGCAACCGGCGUGGAGGCGCCGUACCCUAUGUUGAACAUAGUCCCAGUCCCGCGGCAAAGAAAAUCGCGAGCAGCACUGUCUACUCGGAGCACCGUAGGAAACAUGUCAACAAAAAAAAUUAUGGCGUAACGUGAUUGCUUAGGUCUCAAAUGUUAGCAAGACAUGGCAGGCUGAUGCCGCACGGUGCUGAGCAUUGCGGUUGACUAGGCGAAUGCAAUUUCCAAUUUAAUUUAAAUAUGCUUCAUAUGCAAAACCCAUAAUUGAUAUUUUAUUUCUUUUGUCCCCGACUGUGGGGCUGUUAGCAAUCUCGCACACAUGCUCUGGUGAUGCCCCUCGUUACAGGGACACAAUCGCAUCACAGAAGACGAAUGGAGCUCGGCCAUCCAGAGCUCAGACCUUUCACGUCAAACCAGGGCUGUCCAGAGAGCCCACGAUGCGGCUGUUAGGCUCGGCCUACCCGUCCCCACGGGAUAGCGGCCCGCAGCACUGCCCUAGGGCAAAGCUUCUCAGGACCUUGUAAUUAAAGGUCCUUGUGUGCCUGUCUGUUCACAGAAAUCGAUCUCGGGAAGCUUUAGACUUCAGGAUUCAGUGCUCGUACUUCUUUAGACUCUUCGCCACCGCUGUUCGUAUUUCUAAACGUUCUUUUUUCUUCUAAAGCCAAGUACCUCUGCGGGACAACUUGCGAGGAAUUAAAAUCGCGCGACUUUCUCGGCUUCGAAAGGAGGGCGCUAUAUCUCAGUUGAGAUGGUUGCUAAAAAAAGAAAACAAAAAGAUGACGGCUGUGGGCGUUCUCGCAAAUGUUGCAGUUCGUUACGGGUGUCCACAUUUCUGGACACUUCUUAUAAAGGCAAGUACACCUCGGCGAAAACUUGCGACGCAUUCAAAUCGCACUCGCGUGUCACUCUGCAUCUUGGUUUAACCUGCUUCCAAAGUGGGGCGCAAUACAUCAGAAUAGACGGCCGUUAAUAAAAGAAAUAGUGAAUUAGCGGCGAGCAAAUUACGAGAUGUUUUAGCAACCUCUGUCCAGAGACGUGUGGCGGCAAAUGCCGGUAUACGGCGGCGCGUGCUCUGUAUGAAAUGCCAAUGAUGAAACUGCCAGCAUCUCGAAUUUGUUUUCUUUGGAACGUAACUAUUAAUGAAUAAACUUGUAUGAAAAAUU
Messenger RNA from Dermacentor albipictus, 3805 nucleotides. RefSeq lists its product as uncharacterized. The record is from RefSeq and is a predicted model, not a curated record. NCBI's taxonomy places the organism in Eukaryota, Metazoa, Arthropoda, Arachnida, Ixodida, Ixodidae.